CCUUUUAGCUGACCGCCGGCCUCUCUCUCUGUCUCUCUCUGUCUUUGGAGCCCGAGAGAGAUGUAUGGAGAGGGAUUUGUGUGAGUCCAGUCAGUGAGUGAAGGAGUCCAUUCUUCUCACAUCUGGUGAUUUUUCUUGGAAUUUUCUUGUUGGAUUAUCCAUCCGCCAAAGCUUUGAUCGCUGAAACGGCGUCCUUGAGAGGGAGAGGGAUGCUAGGGGGCCCUGGGCCUGGGACCGUGGUGGACGUCGGAGGUAUCGCGAGCCGAUUCUGGAUCAAGGUCCGGACCCACUCCGUCUUCGUUCUCUACACGCCCUUCUUCGUUUGCUUGGCCUCUGGUCACCUUGACUCCGAUGCUUUCCGCCGUUGCAUCUCUCAGGACGUCCAUUUCCUCAAAGCCUUCGCUCAGGCGUACGAAAUGGCUGAGGAUUGCGCGGACGAUGAUGACGACAAGAGCGGAAUUCGCGACUUGAGGAAACGGGUGGUGCAGAGGAUCAAAACGCACGAUGCUCUUGUCCGAGAAUGGGGCUUUGAACUCCCAGAUGAGAGCAUUUCAAACAAUGCAACAGUCAAAUACACAGAUUUCUUAAUGGCAGCAGCCUCAGGGAGAGUUGAAGGAGAAAAAGUUCCUGGUAAAAUUGCUACUCCCUUUGAGAGGACAAAAGUUGCUGCUUAUAUUCUUGGUGCUAUGGCGCCUUGUAUGAGACUCUAUUCCUCUAUAAGUAGAGAGAUACAGGCUCUUCUAGUUCCAGAUGAUAGAAGUCACAUUUACAAGAAAUGGAUUGACAGUUAUUCUUCUCAAAAUUUUGAGGAAUUUGCUUUUCAAAUUGAAGACAUGCUGGAUAAACUAAGCAUCUCUUUGACGGGUGAAGAGCUUGAGGUCAUAGAGAAACUUUAUCAUCAAGCUAUGAAAUUAGAAGCAGAUUUUUUUGCUACUCAACCAAUUUCUCAGCAAACCAUAGUCCCUUUGGCUCGUGUGCUUGAUCCUGCAGAACAUAGUCUUACCAUAUUUUGUGACUUUGACAUAGCAUGCACUGCUUUUGAUUCCUCUGCUAUAUUGGCAGAGAUUGCAAUCAUAACAGCAUCGAAGUUUGACUUGGAUGGAUCUGAAACCCAAAUUGCUCGAAUGUCAUCAGCAGACUUGAGGAGCACAUGGAAUUUUCUUUCCACCCAGUAUGCUGAAGAGUUUGAGCACUGUAUGGAAAGUAUCGUGGAUGGCAGACAAGUAGGAAAACUUGACUAUGAAGGUCUGCGUAAUGCCCUUGAACAUGUUGCGGAGUUUGAAAAAAGAGCAAAUACACAGGUGAUUAACUCAGGAGUACUUAAAGGCUUACAUUUAGAGGAUAUAAAACGGGCUGGUCAGCGUCUAAUUCUUCAGGAAGGUUGUAGAGAGUUCUUUCAGAAGAUUGUGACAAAUGAUACUCUGAAAACUGAAUUUCAUAUACUUUCAUACUGCUGGUGCGGUGAUUUCAUUAGGUCAGCUUUUUCAUCAGGGGGUCUAGAUGAAUUAAAAGUACAUUCAAAUGAGCUUACUUAUGAAGAAUCUGUGACAACGGGUGACAUUGUUAGGAAGGUGGAGUCUCCCAUGGAAAAGCUUCAAACCUUCAAUGACAUCCUAAAUGAGUGCAACAAAGAAGGCAGGCAGUUGACAGUAUACAUCGGAGGUGCGGUGGGUGACCUACUUUGCCUGCUUCAAGCAGAUAUAGGCAUUGUGAUUAGUUCAACUCCAAGCCUGAGGAGACUGGGAGAUCAGUUUGGUGUUACUUUUGUCCCAUUGUUCUCUGGUUUGGUGACGAAACAGAGAGAACUAGUUGAAGAUGGCUCCUGUGAUUGGAAAGGGCUAUCUGGCAUUCUUUAUACAGUUUCAAGUUGGGAUGAGAUACAUGCGUUCAUUUUAGGGUCGUGAGCACCUCAUUUAGUUGGGAGUGUCUUCUUAUUGUUAAGACAAUUUCCUAAGGGUAAUUUAUUACGCAUUAGGAUAUGUAUAUAGUUCAAAAUCAAAUGGUGGCUACUUAAUCCAAAGGACCACAGGUCGGCCCUUAAAUCUUUUUUUUCCUUCAGGGUCUACCACCCAUAAAAAUACAGAAGUUUUACUAGUGGGGAAGAAAAACCGAAUACUAGGUAUAGUCAGACUCGAACAAUCUUUGUUCAUUUCAUUGAUUUCCUGUAUUCAUCUCCAGCUUGUCUUCAAUAUUAGUCGUUGUAUGACUUUGAUGUUUCAAACUUGUUCAUCAUGAUAAAAUUUAAGUGGCAACUUUCUCAGUCA
Messenger RNA from Juglans regia (Persian walnut), 2264 nucleotides. RefSeq names its product bifunctional TH2 protein, mitochondrial-like. The transcript has 6 exons. NCBI's taxonomy places the organism in Eukaryota, Viridiplantae, Streptophyta, Magnoliopsida, Fagales, Juglandaceae. Gene Ontology annotation, cellular component: cytosol. Bases 210 to 1904 code for a protein of 564 amino acids. The record is from RefSeq and is a predicted model, not a curated record.